This is a messenger RNA of Achroia grisella, 1857 nucleotides long. RefSeq names its product 26S proteasome non-ATPase regulatory subunit 6 (gene Rpn7). The record is from RefSeq and is a predicted model, not a curated record. Gene Ontology annotation, biological process: proteasome-mediated ubiquitin-dependent protein catabolic process. Bases 299 to 1447 code for a protein of 382 amino acids. Lineage: Eukaryota; Metazoa; Arthropoda; Insecta; Lepidoptera; Pyralidae. The transcript has 6 exons. Gene Ontology annotation, cellular component: proteasome regulatory particle.
GGUGUUGUUGCUCGUGAAAUUGCUCCAGUGGGCUCACCUCGAGGCCUAAACCUGGAUGCCCAUAGAGAGGUGCGGAAGACUUGUGUCCAUCCGUCUCUUUCCUUUAUUCAGUUCGCGGUCGUUGAUCUAUCAAACGUCUUUGCCUUCGUCUAAAAAAAAAAAGAGAAAUGUCAAAACCCAAAACUGCUGAGUAAAUUUACAGCUUAUAAAGAAUAUUUCACAUUUAUAAAUUAUCAUAUAGAAUAAAAUAUACAUAACUCUUCUUGCAUUGUUUAAUAUUUGAUUUAUAAACAACAAAAUGGAGCUUUCUGCAGAGGGUAAAACACCUGAAUAUAUGGCUUUAGCAGGUAUUAAGUUUAAACUCUCUUUACCACAAUUGAGUGAUAAUGUUCAGCUGAAAGAAGAACUUCUCCAAGGAAUUAAAAAUGGAAAUAUGGCUCCUUAUUAUAAAGAAGUCUGUACUGAUCUUGGAUGGCCAUUGGACCAAAAAUUAUAUGAUGAGAUGGCAAAACAAAACCAAGAGAGGUUAGCAAAGUUUGAAGAGGAUGACUCUGAGACUCCAGUGUGGCAAGACAGAUUGGACUACCUUUGCUCAAUCGGUGACAAAGAAGCUGCUAUCACAUUAGCCACUACCAAGUAUGAGGAUUCUACAUUGACUACUAAUAGAAGGCUGGAUGCAAUAUUUGCACUCUUUAGGAUUGCUUACUUUCAUGGUUGUAAUGUUAAAGACAUGGGAAAGGCUGUUACUAAGGCUCAUGAAUUAGUAGACAAAGGUGGAGACUGGCGUUCAAGAAAUAAGUUGAAGGCAUAUGAGGCGAUUUAUUGCUUAGCUGUCAGAGAUUACAGUCAUGCUGCAGAGCUCUUCAUUGAUUGUGUGUCCACUUUUGAGUCUUACGAGUUGGUUGACUUUGGAACUAUCAUUCAGUACUGUGUAUUAGCUUGUGCAUUGGCAUUGGAACGCCAUGCCUUGCAAGCAGCUCUUCGGCGGCAAGGUGCCGCUGUACAGGCUCUACGUUCCAGAUUUCCUGAACUAAGAGAGCUGGUUGAGUCUCUGCAUGAAUGUCGUUAUGCUGAUUUUAUGAAGAGUCUUGCUUGGGUUGAGACCCAAAUCUGUGUGGACCCCGUAUUUAGGCCUCACUAUCAGCAUUAUGUGCGUGAGGCGCGUAUCAAGGCUUAUGUUCAAUUAUUACGCGCUUAUCGUUCGCUCAGCCUGGACAACAUCGCCGAUACCUUUGGUGUAACUCGGGAAUUUGUUGAAGAGGAAAUAUCCACUUUCACGGCAGCGGGGCGGCUACAGUGCCGUAUCGACGCAGUAGCAGGCUGCGUAGUGACCGGUGCGGGUCGUGGUGCCGACGCGGACCGUUCCCAGUUGUACCAGGCCACCAUCCGCGAGGGCGACUUGUUGCUCAACCGAGUCAAGAAGCUGGCCAGCGUCAUCAAUUUCUAACUUCAACAUUCAGUAGGUUUAAUGACUGAUUUACUCAUUCACUACUUUAGUAGCUACAUGCUUACAUUCCAUUUCCACCAUGGUUAAUGUAUAAGAUUUUACAUGUAACAGAGGUUGUAUCACUUCAAUGUACACUAAAUGUGUGUGGUACAAGUGUAGAAUAUUAGUACAAAUACAAAUGUCAUGCACAAUGUGUGUAUGACUUCUAUAAUAACUUCUAUAUGGGUGGAAAUGGGGAUAAUGUGUUCUGGUAGCUGCCUCUUACUUUAAACAGUUCUAACACUUUCAAUACAGUAUAUUAGUUUGUCUAAGUACUUAGAGACAUAAUAGUUUAACUCUCAUUUCAAUUUCUAUUACUAUUAUAUUUUAGGGAGCUAAAUAUAUAACAGUUUGUAAUAAUACUUUUUUAU